Molecule: messenger RNA, 1299 nt
Organism: Exophiala xenobiotica
Lineage: Eukaryota; Fungi; Ascomycota; Eurotiomycetes; Chaetothyriales; Herpotrichiellaceae
Exons: 4
Coding region: 1-1299 (432 amino acids)
Source: RefSeq, a predicted model, not a curated record
AUGCCAGGUGCAGACCAACCAAGAUCAGCCAGUUUGACACCAUUGUUCGGAGCCUUGGACAAUAUAUUCGAACUUCGACACUUUGGAUUCUGGCUCCGACGGCCAAUUUUGAUGGCUAGUGUGAUGAUUGUUUGGCUCAUACCACUGGUAGCCAUCAUCGCACCCGGUACACUCUCUGUGGAGCGAGACAACGGCAAAAGCCUGUACGGUGCGGCGGUACAAGCCGAUAACGGCACGGUCUUCUAUGGCGGAGCGAGAUCAUACCUCAAAGGCCCGACGCUGGCUACCUUUGUUCAAACCGAAAUCCUGUCCGUCGGGAGAGUCUCCACGAAUUUGACCUACUCCAUGGACUUGUACGGGCCGGCCUUGUCCUGCACAAAAGCCGGACAACAAGUGACUGCUCAAUUGACUGAGACCAUGUCAGAAUUUGAACAAGUCAACCAGACCUCGCUCGUCUACGACGUCUGGAUACCCAAGCCCAACUCAACAUCCAACGCGACACUUGUGGACAGCGAUCUCAUCCUUGACAGCACGAAGUCUACGCGUCCUCACGCCCAGUCUGUCGCUUGGAACUGGAUGCCCAGAUGGAGCAGCAUCACUCCUCCGCUGACGGCAAGCACACGCACCAACUCCGUCCUCGACUACGCCAGGUUGAUGGAGACAUUUGGGUCCAUCACAAGCGGUCAGAUGAAAGUGCGCGACGACGAAAAUCUGCCUUUUACCCAGACCAGUCUCGCGCUCGAAACCAGCCCCGUCUUUUUUGCGGACGUCACGCCCAAGCCGUUCGAUGCGAAAGCCAUGAUUACCCUCCAGCGGACUCUGGAGUCGCUGUUCGAGAACAUGACACCCUCCGCGCGCUAUGGCGUUCUUCCAGCGCAAGAUCUCCGGGGUGAUAUGGCUCUUCUGACCCGCGUCCAGGUCAACGCGACAUCGACGUUCGCGUGCAAUGUGGACAAGUAUGAUGCACGGGGGCUGGUCGUGGCGUACUCGCUCGCGGUCGUGGGUAGUGCCGCGUGCAUCCUGCUGGCUGUGCUGGCGGUUCGCGAUAUGCGCGCCGUGUAUUCGAAUAACUUCUCCACCGUGGUCAGAGUGACCAGCGGCCAGAGGUGUCUUGAUCAGGUCAACAAUUCAUUGUUGAUGAGAGGGAUAGGAGUGGUGCGGAACCCUUGCCGAAACGCGUCGCCGAUGCGUAUAUCUGGGUUGGCACGGAGUGGGGGCAAGGUCGCGAUGGAGACGGAUAAUAGUAGUAGGAGUACCAGCCGGUCGAGGGCGGGAAGCAACAAGAGGAAUAGGUUCUGA